Cuscuta campestris is the source of this 905-nucleotide messenger RNA. NCBI's taxonomy places the organism in Eukaryota, Viridiplantae, Streptophyta, Magnoliopsida, Solanales, Convolvulaceae. The record is from the annotation of a GenBank genome assembly.
CAAACCGCAGAAGCUCCGAACCAGACUGAACCAAAUACGAAAAGAGAGAGUGCAGUCUGCCGGAACGUCGCCGGUUGGGAGACGCCGUCCGCCGCCUCCAGAUGCUGCCGCACCCUCCAGUGGGCUUGAGUACAAACAAGUAGGGGAGUACAAAUAGAGUAGUAAUCCAUGAAAGGGGGAAGAAAGAAUUUAAAGAGAGCCAUAAAUAAUAAAACCACGGCACUUCAACAGGGCCAAAUGAUUAUGCAAGUGGUUGACCUCCGUGGCUCCAAUCAAAUAGAGGUAAUGGAUGCAAAGGGUGAAAAGUUUUUAGCAAUAUUCCCAGCCAAGUUUCAAAAGAGCAUGUGGAUUAAAAGAGGGAACUUUGUUGUGGUUGACGAGAGCGCAAAGGAGGAGGCAAUUGAAUCAGGGAUGAAAGUGGGUUGCACUGUCACACAAGUUCUCUUUUAUGAUCAAGUUCGCGAGUAUCAAAAGUCCCCAAAUUGGCCAGAUGUCUUCAAAUCUGCAGCAAUAGAAAGUUCAUCGCAAAAUUUGGAAAGGCACGCGUCUCAGACAUCAUGCGGUGAUGACGAGGAAGAUGAAGAGGAUGACGGGCUUCCUCCAUUAGAAGCCAAUACCAACAGAUUAAAGCCUUUCCAAUUGGAGUCGGAUACAGAGCAAGAUUCGGACUCUGAUUCCUGAUUUGCAGUCAGAUUCGCCCCGCAAAUGGGGGAGCUACAGGUUAAUCCGAAGUAAACUGCCAACUUUUUUGAACUUCAUUUGUUGAGAUUUUGUAACCUGAAGCUCUUUUCUUGGAAGACCGUAAUCCAAUAUGGCUUUUCGAACAUUUUUUUCCACUAAGGAUAUGGGCUUAACUACACAGUUGCUAUGUCGCUAACACAAUGAAAUGAAAAAGAUUGAAACGA